UUUCCAGAACCCAGGUGGGGUGAGAGUGAGUGAGGCAACAAGGAAGAAAAUUGUCCAAAGGAGUUCUUAAAAGACCAACACCUGGUGGCUCAGGUAACAGGGCAGCAUAAAUAGCCAUUGUGUGCCAGGAAAGCGCUCAUUUGCCUGGAGACCCCAAGCCCUCGAGGAAGCAAUGGCCAUGCUUCUCCUCUCCGUGCUGGUCCUGCUCACACAGCCUCCAAGGUCAUGGGGAGCAGAAGUGACGAUCCUUCCCCAGAAACCUUUGAUUGACGCCUGCACCCUGGUCAUGUGUAGCCCUGUGGAGAAUGGCCUGCCUGGUCGUGAUGGACGAGAUGGGAGAGAUGGCCCCCGGGGAGAGAAAGGGGAUCCAGGUUCACCAGGAGCUAGAGGACCCAUGGGGAUGCCUGGACCUGCUGGCCCAGUUGGGCCCAAAGGGGACAACGGUCCUGCUGGAGAACCUGGACCGAAGGGAGACUUGGGACCACGUGGACCUCCGGGACCUCCAGGUAUGCGCGGGCCGGCUGGACCAGGGGGUCCCUCAGGAAUGCAGGGGAAUGUAGGACCCCAAGGCAAACCAGGCCCCAAAGGAGACGUUGGACCCAAAGGAGAAGUUGGUGCCCCAGGCAUGCAGGGCUCUGCAGGGACAAGAGGACCCCCAGGUCCCAAAGGAGAGAAAGGUGCCCCUGGUGAGCGUGGAGCCCCUGGGAGUGCAGGGCCAGCAGGGCCUGCAGGACCCCCGGGCCCACAGGGACCUCCAGGUGCCAGGGGCCCCCCAGGACUGAAGGGGGACAGAGGUGCUCCUGGGGAGAGAGGACCAAAGGGAGAGAGUGGGCUUCCAGACAUCGCUGCUCUGAGGCAGCAGGUGGAGGCCUUGCAGGGGCAGGUAGGACAACUUCAGGGAGCCUUCCUUCAGUAUAAGAAAGUGGAGCUCUUCCCCAAUGGCCGAGGUGUUGGCCAGAAGGUCUUCAAGACAGCAGGCUUUGAGAAACCUUUCCAGGAGGCAGAGCAAGUGUGCGCACAGGCCGGGGGGCAGCUGCCCUCCCCACGCACUGCAGCUGAAAACGAGGCCUUGCAACACCUGCUGGAGGCUGAGAACAAAGGAGCUGUGUUUCUGAGCAUGACUGACUCCCAGACGGAGGGCAGGUUCACCUACCCAGGAGGGGAGCCCCUGGUCUAUACCAACUGGGCCCCUGGGGAGCCCAACAACAAUGGUGGCAAUGAGAACUGUGUGGAGAUGUUCACCAACGGCAAGUGGAACGACAAGUCCUGUGGAGAGAAGCGCCUUGUGAUCUGCGAGUUCUGAGCCCUUGGGAUGGGUGGGGCAGCCGGGGUCCAGGUUCCUGGCCCAGUCACGUGUGCUGCCGACAUGACAAGAAAGAGCUGAGGGCUCUGUGGCCGGGCUUCUGCACAGAGCCGUGGGAUGAGUCCAGCCAAGGGCUCCCAUGGAACUCCUCUGUCAGAAUAAAAUACAAAACUUGCUUCAGUGGCUGUUCUGUCAGAGGAAUUAGGGGCCAGUCUGCUUUCCCAGUUGCAAGGGAUAAAAUUAAGUCCCAAAAUCCAAAGGCUUCUCCUCAGUCCUCUGCCUCCUCAAACUGUCAACCCAGCUAGUCACUCCCUCCUCUGUCACUCCCUCCUCUGUCACUCCCUCCUCUGUCACUCCCUCCUCUUGCUUUGGUGUACCCUUCUGGUAGUUCCUUAUCUUCCUCUUUUGCUAGCCCCUCCUCCUCUUCUUAACCACUCAAUGGUGACCUGCUCAAGCCUUACCUCUCCAUUCUCUCCCCUCCUCACCCACACUCCAGGGAUGAGCUCAUUAUGUCGAGGGCUCAGAUCCCUGGCACCCACAUUACAUGCCUGCCUAGGACCUCCCGGAGCCCCGGACCCCUUGGCCAAUGCCAGCUGGAGCCACAGGGCUGAGUGGUUCCUGUGGCUGCUCCUUGUUUCAAGGGCUGAGUCCCAGAAGGUGCACAGUGCCAUGGGCUGACCUGGCAGGUCAUCUGCCUCCCUGGCAGGACUGUGUGGCCCAGUUGAGUAGCCUCCUCCGCAUCCCUGCACACCAGGACCUCAUUCUACCCUGUCAUUGUGACUGCCUGUCGGCUCAUGGGAGGGAGUCCCUCCUGCACAUCCCCAUUCCAGCUGAGAUCUCAGGCACAGAGGGUCCAGCCACGCUCAAGUUCACCCCCAGCCCUGCCCUGGCCUCCGUCCAGGAGGUUCUUCCCCAAUGCCACCUCAGAGACAGCAGGGCAGUUCCUCCUCCUCCUCCCACAGAGAUGCGGGGAGACUUGCUCAUGGCCUCAGGUGUGUCAGUGCUACAAAUUGGUCUCGUGAAAGGUCAUCUGAUCCCAAACCUUAUAUUUCUGGCCUGUCAACAUUUAGGCCAAAGACCUCUGUAUACCAGUUGAUUUUAAUGACACUUGUGCUUAAGAAAUUGGAAGGACACCUGGAUGAAGCCCAGGCUCAUAGGAGAGGCAACAAGACAGGAAAGCAGCCCCCCUUUGUUCCCAGGGACCAGAGGCCACA
Messenger RNA from Myotis daubentonii (Daubenton's bat), 2517 nucleotides. RefSeq names its product pulmonary surfactant-associated protein D-like. Gene Ontology annotation, cellular component: multivesicular body. Lineage: Eukaryota; Metazoa; Chordata; Mammalia; Chiroptera; Vespertilionidae. The record is from RefSeq and is a predicted model, not a curated record.